Molecule: messenger RNA, 1380 nt
Organism: Ceratina calcarata
Lineage: Eukaryota; Metazoa; Arthropoda; Insecta; Hymenoptera; Apidae
Product: glyoxylate/hydroxypyruvate reductase A
Exons: 4
Coding region: 308-1276 (322 amino acids)
Molecular function (GO): NAD binding
Source: RefSeq, a predicted model, not a curated record
CACUAUUUUAUAGGGAAAGGUGUUAAAAUUUCUUCGAACAAUGUCGUUUAUGUAUUAAGACAGAAGAAACUGAAAACUUUCAAAUGAUUCUACCUAUUAAUUCAGCUUACUAUAAUAAGUAGGAAACGUGACUUGAAAAAAAAGCGUAAAUUCUAUCGGAAACUUAGGUUAGAUAUAUCAGUGCAGCAUGUCGAAGCAACAAACGUAAUAUCCGGUAUUGACCCUAACAAUUAUCACGACGAUCGAACGUGGAAUAUUAUAUUCGAUCGAAAAACGGAGCUUAAAUCAGAUUUGUGCAUUUGUCGACAUGGCGCAUAACAUCGCGAUUCUUUCCGUGAUUCCUAGGUUAUCUUACCAUGUCCAAACGCAACUUCCGAGCUUAACGAUAUUUGACGUAUCGCCAGAUAAAUCUGACACGAUAGCGAAAUUAAAAGACGCGGAAGUACUGUUAACAGAUACCGACCUGUUUGUAUCACACAUAGAUAAGUUACCGUCUUUGAAAUGGGUGCAAACGACAUGGGCUGGUGUCAAUACCCUGUUCCCAGCUCUGAGAGAUAAAAAAUUAGAUUAUACCAUUACACGUUUUUCGGAUACAAGCUUCGGUUUAGCUAUGUCAGAAUAUGUGAUAGCGCAUAUUUUUAAUUUCGAGCGCGAUCAGGCGCGGCAGUAUCAGAAUCAAAAUAAUUGUCGAUGGAUACGGGAUGGGAAGAUCUCUGAUCACAGAUUAAUAUGCGACUUGACCAUCGGUAUCUUAGGCUUAGGGAACAUCGGAAAGUCAAUUGCACAACGAUUAAAAGCGUUAGCGGCGACUGUCUGGGGUAUCACAAGAACACCGCUUAAGGAGAAUUUGGAUUAUCUCGAUGAACACAGGACGAUUGACUGUUUGCCUGAUAUGCUGAUGAACAGCGAUUACAUUGUUAACGUUUUACCAUCAACGCCCAAUACUUCUGGUUUACUCAACGGGGACAUGUUAAAAAAUUGUAAAACUCGAGGCAGUGUUUUUAUUAAUGUAGGUCGUGGUACGAUCAUUAAAGAGGCGGAUUUGGUAAAUGCUCUUGAGCAAUUCUGGAUAUCGGGGGCAAUUCUGGAUGUUUUCGAAGAAGAACCAUUACCAAACGAAAGUAAAUUAUGGACGUUGCCACAGGUGACCAUUACACCUCACAUCUCAGGUGUAACGCGCGGUCAAGAUGUCGCAAAGUUCUUUGCGGAAAAUUAUCAAAAGUAUAUCAAAGGAGAACAGUUACUAAACGAAGUAGAUUUAGAACGAGGCUAUUAAGUACUCAAUAAAGAAAAAUGAAUCAUGUGAGAGUAUCGUUUGAUGCAAUAUAAACGUAAUUUCUAUUUUACAAAUAUAAAAAUAAUUAUUUGAAUAAUUUAUAU